Messenger RNA from Gopherus flavomarginatus (Mexican gopher tortoise), 625 nucleotides. It is a transcript of the gene ENY2, whose product is annotated as ENY2 transcription and export complex 2 subunit. Gene Ontology annotation, molecular function: chromatin binding; transcription coactivator activity. The transcript is spliced from 5 exons. The coding region runs from base 145 to 435 and encodes 96 amino acids. Gene Ontology annotation, biological process: poly(A)+ mRNA export from nucleus; regulation of transcription by RNA polymerase II; positive regulation of DNA-templated transcription. Gene Ontology annotation, cellular component: SAGA complex; DUBm complex; nuclear pore. NCBI's taxonomy places the organism in Eukaryota, Metazoa, Chordata, Testudines, Testudinidae. The record is from RefSeq and is a predicted model, not a curated record.
UCCAUUUCCCAAGGUCCCGCGCGCGAAGGGGAGGGCAGGAGUUUGGCAGGGCUGGGUUCUCCCUGGGAGACGGCGUCGCCUUCUCCCUUAACAGAGCUGGACGCGCCGCCGCGGGGAUUUGCUGUGGAAAUCUAGGUUUUCAACAUGAAUAAAGAUGCGCAGAUGAGAGCAACUAUUAACCAAAAACUAAUAGAAACAGGAGAGCGAGAACGCCUUAAAGAGCUGCUGAGAGCCAAAUUAAUUGAAUGUGGCUGGAAGGAUCAGUUGAAGGCACACUGUAAAGAUGUAAUCAAAGAAAAGGGGUUAGAGCAUGUUACUGUUGAUGACUUGGUGGCAGAAAUCACUCCCAAAGGUAGAGCCUUGGUACCGGACAGUGUAAAGAAAGAACUUCUACAAAGAAUAAGAACCUUCCUUGCCCAGCAUGCCAGUCUUUAAGAUUGACAUUAAUUCUGAGUACCGUAUUUUUGUGUUUCUGUAUUAUGUAAGUCAUGACAGAAAUUGGAAUACAUUUUUCAUGUUUUAGAAUUUAAGUUCAUUUUUGUAUGAUUAGUUACAAGUUUUUCAUUAUGCUGCAUUAAUUUCUUAAACUUGCAGUUUUAAUUAAAAAAAACAACUUUUGUGGUUA